Auxenochlorella protothecoides is the source of this 1575-nucleotide messenger RNA. Its product is annotated as Cryptochrome-1. The transcript has 6 exons. Bases 1 to 1575 code for a protein of 524 amino acids. Lineage: Eukaryota; Viridiplantae; Chlorophyta; Trebouxiophyceae; Chlorellales; Chlorellaceae. The record is from RefSeq and is a predicted model, not a curated record. Gene Ontology annotation, biological process: entrainment of circadian clock by photoperiod; circadian regulation of gene expression. Gene Ontology annotation, molecular function: DNA binding; FAD binding. Gene Ontology annotation, cellular component: nucleus; cytoplasm.
AUGGUGGAGAAGUGCUCCCCCGGCAAACGCCGGGCGCCCGACAAGGAUGGCAAUGCGGCAGCAGAUGCAGCCAGGGUUUCGCCUGUUGAGCAUGAGCUACUCGACCUGGCCAUCAUGUGGUUCCGUCGGGACCUGCGCCUGGCGGACAAUCCUGCCCUCGCAGCCACGGCCCGCAUGGCCAAGAGAGUGCUCCCGGUGUACAUAUGGUCCCCCGAGGAGGAGGGCCAGUUUCAGCCGGGCACCUCCUCACGCUGGUGGCUGGCCGCCAGCCUGGCAACACUGGCCGCCGACCUGGCCGCGCUGGGCUCCCGCCUGCUCCUCCUCCGCGCCUCCGACUCCGGCGCCGCGCUGUGUGAGCUGUGUCGCGACACCGGGGCCCGCGCCGUGGCCUUCAACCACCUCUACGACCCCGUGUCCAUGUGUCGGGACGCCGAGGCACGCGCCGCGCUGGCCGCCCUGGGCGUGGCCUGCCACCCGCUCCCCGCUGACCUCCUGUGCCAGCCCUGGGAGGUGCUGCGCGCCGACGGCCGGCCCUUCUCCGACUUUGCCAGCUUCUGGGAGGCGCACCGCCGCUGCCUCGUGGACCGCGCCAAGGGCGACCGGCCCUCCACCUCCCACCUCUCCCCCCACCUGCACUACGGCGAGGUCAGCGCGCGCCAGGUGUUCGCGGCGGCGGUGGGCGCAGGCGAGGCGCGGCGCGCGCCGGACUCGCUGCAUGCCUUCCUGCGCCAGCUGGCCUUCCGCGAGUAUGGGCGGUACCUCGCCUUCCACUACCCCUUCACUCUGGACCAGCCCAUGCUGGGGCAUCUGCAGGCCAUGCCCUGGCACUACGACGCCUGGAAGCGGGGCCAGACGGGGUACCCCGUGGUGGACGCCAGCAUGCGCCAGCUCUGGUCCACGGGCUGGAUCCACCACCGCGGCCGCGUGGUCUGCGCCUCCUUCCUAGUGAAGAACCUGUUGCUGCCCUGGCAGUGGGGCCUGAAGCACUUUUGGGACACCCUCAUCGACGCCGACCUGGAGUCCGACAGCCUGGGCUGGCAGUACUGCGCCGGCUGCCUGCGCGAUGGCCAUGCCCUGUCCCACAUGGUGGACCUGGCAGAGGAGGCCGCGCGGUACGACCCCGGCGGCGCCCACGUCCGGCGCUGGAUACCCACCCUGGCACGCCUGCCCAACUCCCACAUCCACUCGCCCUGGACCGCGUCCCCAGACCUGCUGGCGGCCGCAGGCAUCCAGCUGGGGGAGGACUACCCCUUCCCAGUGCUGGACAUGCCCAGCAUGCGCAGCACGCUGGAUGCGGCCGCCAAGGCCAUGGACGAGGCCGCGGCGGAGGAGGCGGCGGCGGAGGGCGGGCGGCGGCCCAGCCAGGGGCCCUUCCGCCCGUCCACGCGGCGCCCAGACCUCACCACCUGCUCGGCCCUCCCCGCUUUUGCCGGGGCCCAGCACUCCAUAGGGACCGUCAUGAACAGCCUAGACAACCAGGCCAGUUUCUCAGUGACAGUCGACUCCUCAGAUGGUGUUGCAACGGAGCUGGGCGCCGCCACCGCUGGUUGCCAGCUUUCGGAUGGCACCCAGUAG